AUGGCGGCGUCUCCGGGCGAGGGUCCCGGGUCUCCGGCGGGGCUGCGGCGGGUGCGGGAGGCCCUGAGCGCGGCGCUGGGCGAGCUGCGAGGCGGCGAGAGCCGGGAGGGCGCCGGAGGCUUCGAGGCCGGGCGCUUCUGGGAGGCCCUCGAGGAAGCCUUCCAGGCCGCCUCGCAGGAAGCCACCAAGCUGAGCCUGGCCUUCUCGAGACCCCCGCCGCCUUCCCUCCAGGAGCAGGAGAGCCUGGCGGAAGGGGUGCACAGCGCUGUCCUGGCAGCCGCCUCCGUGUAUUACCAGCUCCCCAAGGGCCAAGGGACCACCCUGCGCAGAGCAGUGCGCGAUGCCACGGUGCAGGUGGUGGAGGGGAUGAUUCAGCUGAUCGAGGUCAUCCUUCGGACCCCCCUGCAGAGCCUCUCGCAGGAGCAGCUUGUCUCGACGGGAGGCGUCUGGGAGGCCUGCAGCCGAGUUUUCAGGAUGCCUCGAGAUAACCAGGCGGCUGUGACCCUGGCCAUUACCCAGGCUCUGGGGAUUGUCAGUGACGCACUGGAGGAGAUGAAGCAGGCGCAGACUGAAGGUGGAGACCCGUACAGUGAUGUCCUGGAGGAUGAGGACUUGGGCUCCCGGGCAAACAGGGACACUUACUGGUCAGCGGCUGACCGGCAGCUGCUUGGCCCCUGCCUGGGGCUGGUGAAGGCCGCCAAGAUUUGCCUGAAGAGGGUCCAGGGGGCCGUCAGAGGCCGCGGAAGGACUGACAAGGCUGAGCAGCUGGCGCAGUUGGACGACCUGGCCGACAUUGCAGGAGACGUCAGCCCCAGUGUGGACGAGUUGGUGCUGAGCACCUACCCCCCUGUGAACCAGCUGGCUCUGCGGCUGAAUGCUGCAAAGUUGGCGUCUGUGCUAAAGAAGAUGUUGGAACUGACCAGCGCCAGCUUUGUCUGCCCUCCGUCGGAAGAGAACUGGGUGCAGUUCCUGGCCGGGGCCGUUGACCACAACAUGGACAAAAUCAAAGAGCUCACCCAAGGGCUCCUUUGAUGGGACCCCCUGUGCGAGGGGUGCUGGACCCAUGGGUGCCUUCUGUGGCUGCCUGCAGAAGAGGGAGGAGGCAGGACUCCUGCGGGACCCCAUAGCUGCUGCCCCUGUGCUCUGGGGUGGGCAAUAAAGUCCCCCCUGUGCUUGUGCUGGCCAGGCUCCUGCGCUAGAGAAA
Messenger RNA from Podarcis raffonei (Aeolian wall lizard), 1204 nucleotides. RefSeq names its product cyclin D1 binding protein 1 (gene CCNDBP1). Gene Ontology annotation, cellular component: nucleus. The record is from RefSeq and is a predicted model, not a curated record. Bases 1 to 1032 code for a protein of 343 amino acids. Gene Ontology annotation, biological process: regulation of cell cycle. The transcript has 11 exons. NCBI's taxonomy places the organism in Eukaryota, Metazoa, Chordata, Lepidosauria, Squamata, Lacertidae.